Molecule: messenger RNA, 2745 nt
Organism: Eptesicus fuscus (big brown bat)
Lineage: Eukaryota; Metazoa; Chordata; Mammalia; Chiroptera; Vespertilionidae
Gene: GIMAP8
Product: GTPase, IMAP family member 8
Exons: 7
Coding region: 19-2745 (908 amino acids)
Cellular component (GO): endoplasmic reticulum
Molecular function (GO): GTP binding
Source: RefSeq, a predicted model, not a curated record
UGCUGCACCCACCAAGCAAUGGAGCAGGCCCGAUGUGGAGGCUCUGAGACCCAGGCCGGCCAGGGGACAGGACCAAGGACCAGCAGGAGCCGGUGUCAGGAGGACGCUCAGGGCUGCUCCUGGGGGCCCCUGAGGCUUCUCCUCUUAGGGAAGCAUGGGGCAGGAAAAAGUGCCACAGGAAACACUAUUCUGGGCAAAAAGGUGUUCCUGUCCAGAUUCAGUGAGCGGAUGGUGACGGAAACGUGCCAGAGAGAGAGUGGAACCGUGAGAGGGGAGGAGGUUGUGGUCAUCGACACCCCCAACCUUUUCUCCUCAACAGCUUGUGUCAAAGACAAGCAAGGAACCAUUGAACACUGCUUGAAGCUUUCUGCCCCCAGCCUGCAUGUCCUGCUUCUGGUGAUCCCCAUUGGCCACUGUAACAAGGAGGACAAUGAGACAAUCGAGGGCAUCCAGAAGGUGUUUGGAGCGGAAGUCUGGAGGUACAUCAUUAUCAUCUUCACUCGGAAGGAUGAUUUGGGUGACGACUCCAUGCAAGAGUACCUUCAAGGCGACACAUUGCUUGGAGAGUUGGUUGAACACUGUGGAAGCCGCUACUGUACGUUCAACAACAAGGCAGGUGAGGCUGAGCGGCACAGCCAGGUGGGAGAGCUGCUCCGCAGGGUCAAGCAUUUGGUGGAUAAGAAUGGAGAACCCUAUCCCGUGAAUUUCAACGAUGAAGGCAAUGGAUUCCAGGAGUGUGUGAGAGAAGCUACCUCUCAGGAGGGGGAUGAUCCACAUGAUUUGUCAUGCAGAGAUGGAGUGACAGUCCACCUGGAUGGCGCCCUGGAUAGCAGAGCCACAGUGACUAUCCCUGGAUUUGCCGACUCUGCCAUUUGCUCAGCACGGGAGCAGCUGCAGGCCAUGGGAUAUGAGCCGAACCCUGUGAUGUCAGAACUAAAGGUCCUGCUCGUGGGGAAGCGUGGCGUUGGAAAAAGCACAGUCGGGAACAGCCUUCUGGGGAAGCGAGUCUUUGAGACCAAAUUCAGUGACCACUCAGUAACCAAGACGUUUAAGUCUGAGAGCAGAAUCUGGAGAGGGAGGAAAAUUUUGUUCAUUGAUGGUCCAGACUUAUUUUCUUUAAAUGACUUUAAAUCAGACCUUCGGGAACAUGCCCCUCAGGGUCCCCAUGCCUUCCUGCUGGUGACCCCAUUGGGCUCCGUCACUGAGAAAUAUGAAGUGAUUCUGAACACCAUCCAAAAAAGUUUUGAAGAUGAAUUAGCUAAGUAUAUGAUUGUGCUCCUCACAAGGAAAGAAGAUCUAGGGGAUCAGACAGUAGGCACAUUUUUAACCAGCAAUGAAGACCUCUGUAAGCUUGUUGAGAAAUGUGAAAACCGAUACAGCAUCUCCAACUACAGAGCAACAGAACAAGAGGAACAAUGCCAGGUGGAUGAGCUCCUGCAAAAAAUUGUGAAAAUGGUGCAACAGAAUGGAGACAAGCCUUGCAACUUCAAAAAGGAAGGGGAGCAGCUGCAGGCCAUGGGAUAUGAGCCGAACCCUGUGAUGUCAGAACUAAAGGUCCUGCUCGUGGGGAAGCGUGGCGUUGGAAAAAGCACAGUCGGGAACAGCCUUCUGGGGAAGCGAGUCUUUGAGACCAAAUUCAGUGACCACUCAGUAACCAAGACGUUUAAGUCUGAGAGCAGAAUCUGGAGAGGGAGGAAAAUUUUGUUCAUUGAUGGUCCAGACUUAUUUUCUUUAAAUGACUUUAAAUUAGACCUUUGGCAACAUGCCCCUCAGGGUCCCCAUGCCUUCCUGCUGGUGACUCCAUUGGGCUCCGUCACUGAGAAAUAUGAAGUGAUUCUGAACACCAUCCAAAAAAGUUUUGAAGAUGAAUUAGCUAAGUAUAUGAUUGUGCUCCUCACAAGGAAAGAAGAUCUAGGGGAUCAGACAGUAGGCACAUUUUUAACCAGCAAUGAAGACCUCUGUAAGCUUGUUGAGAAAUGUGAAAACCGAUACAGCAUCUCCAACUACAGAGCAACAGAACAAGAGGAACAAUGCCAGGUGGAUGAGCUCCUGCAAAAAAUUGUGAAAAUGGUGCAACAGAAUGGAGACAAGCCUUGCAACUUCAAAAAGGAAGAGGCCCUGCGCAUUGUCCUCGUGGGGCGGAGCGGGACUGGGAAGAGUGCCACCGGGAACUCCAUCCUCGGGAGUCCCACCUUCCCCUCUCAGCUCUGGGCCCAGCCGGUCACCACGCGGUGCCUGACAAGCAAGAGGACGGUGGCGGUGCAGGACGUGGUGGUGGUGGACACUCCUGACCUCUGCCAGCCGGGUGGAUGGAUCCGAGAGGACGUCCGAAACUAUGUGUCCAGAGAUGAAAGGAACACGGUUCUAGUCCUGGUGCUCCAGCUCGGACGGUUCACGGCCCAGGACAGAGAGGUGGUGAGGACACUGAAGUCCCUCAGAAAUAAUGUUAUGAAAAACAUGAUUGUGCUUUUCACUCGGAAGGAAGACUUGGGGGGUGAGGACAUUAAAGAUUACUGCAAAAGCACAGAUAAUGCAUAUCUUAAAGAUACCAUUAAAAAGUGUGGGGGGCGAGUUUGUGCUUUUAAUAACAAAGAAACUGGCCAAGCUAUGGAAGACCAGGUAACAAACCUUUUGAAAAUGGCCAAUGAGCUGAUACGUAACCGUAAAGGGUGCCGUGUCCACGGUCCAGCUCCAUUCUCAUGUAGUCUCCGCACUUCAGGUUACCACUGGGUUCCAAGAUGGUGA